AUGGCCAUUGCAGGAAAAACAAGAUUAACACUAGAAAUAGGAGGAAGAAAUUAUAUUCAUGAAUUAAUUAUUAAUGAAGAAAGAGAAUUAACUUCACAAUUGAUAUUAGGCUGGCAUUUUAUGAAAAGGUACGAUGUGAAAUUUCAGACUAACCCACUGAAGCUCUAUAUUGAAAGAAAUAAUUAA
This is a messenger RNA of Enterospora canceri, 186 nucleotides long. The record is from the annotation of a GenBank genome assembly. Lineage: Eukaryota; Fungi; Microsporidia; Enterocytozoonidae.